This is a messenger RNA of Melanotaenia boesemani (Boeseman's rainbowfish), 1350 nucleotides long. It is a transcript of the gene gng10, whose product is annotated as guanine nucleotide binding protein (G protein), gamma 10. The transcript has 3 exons. Gene Ontology annotation, biological process: G protein-coupled receptor signaling pathway. The coding region runs from base 151 to 357 and encodes 68 amino acids. Gene Ontology annotation, cellular component: heterotrimeric G-protein complex. NCBI's taxonomy places the organism in Eukaryota, Metazoa, Chordata, Actinopteri, Atheriniformes, Melanotaeniidae. The record is from RefSeq and is a predicted model, not a curated record. Gene Ontology annotation, molecular function: G-protein beta-subunit binding.
CACUGAGGUCAUUUGGAAAGAAACCCGGCCAUUCUUUUCUUGUUCAGCAUUUGCUGCUCAUUAGUGGAGUCAACUGCUUGUGUCUAGAGACUACGGAGACUGUUUUCUUUAAACAAGGGAUUUCUCUUCACCAAAACGUCUCCUGCAGAUAUGACUUCUAAUUCCAAUUUAUCCAACAUGCGACGCUUGGUAGAACAACUGAAGCUUGAAGCCAGUGUGGAAAGAAUCAAGGUGUCUCAGGCGGCUGCAGAGCUUCAACAGUAUUGCCUGCAGAAUGCAGGUAAAGAUGCCCUUCUGGUUGGCGUCCCUACAGGCAGCAACCCCUUCAGAGAGCCACGUUCCUGUGCUGUGGUAUGAAGAGGAAGAAGAUGUGUUCGUAGUGGCUCAGAGGAAAAUUAUCUUUUUUAUAGCAUGGUUUAUGUUGUCUUAACUUCAUGUUUUUAUAAAAAAAAUAAAAAGUAACAAAAAAGCACAUGAUCAUUUUGAUGUAUUUGGUUUAAACUUACUGUCUUGUUUUGACUUAUUUUACAAUAUAAACAUGAUGUUUUUCAGAUAUAUUUUAAAGGGCAUUAUGUGAUGUCAGUGUUUAUUUGAAUUCCUUUUGAUAACUUAAGAAUUAUCUCAAGUGGACAGUUACACACAGUGGACAGGGCAGAGUCACACUGUAGUUAUCUGUAAAUUGCACAAAGCAGAUGUUUUUGACUGAGCUCUAAGAGACACUUUGGAAUCUAAUGGCCUCAGAACUUCCUGAUAGUCUAAAGUUAGGAAUGCAGCCAGAGAGAGGAAACUGAGUCUUCCUGUUUAAACUGCAGAGACAGAGUGCAAAAUUUCCCUCAUUCAGCCUUUAAGCUUUGUGGAAUUUUUUUAAAAUGAGUUUGAAACAAUGCUAAACUAGGAAUAAAACAUAAAUCACCAUGGUGUAAAAAGCAGAAUACAUUUAUUGUAUGAAUUCUGUUGAACAUAAUAUGCCAGUGCCCUUUAUAAUAAUGGUGUAUGAUAAUAAUCAGUGUUUAUUUGUGUAUCUUCAAAAUAAAUCAAAAUUUCAGUGUUGAUAUUUGACAGUUAUCCAAGAUAGAACUAAGUUCAGCAUAAAUGUCUAGCCAGUCACGGGACAACUCCAUUUGCUCUCAUGUUUUUCACUUCCUUUUCCUCUCUCUUCAAUUUCAGGGACAAGUCUCAAUAGUUUUAUGCACAACACAAAAUCAUGCCCCUCUUUUAAAAUAAUCAUAAGCAUAAAUGAUCAUUAUGUAAUGAAAAGUUGAACAAAGCGUUGACAUUUUACGUUAUCUUAUAUCAAGGCAUUAAAAUGGGUAUGAAGCCAGAAAACUGAGGGAAGCUGGUUUGUUUGUA